Molecule: messenger RNA, 19907 nt
Organism: Diabrotica virgifera virgifera (western corn rootworm)
Lineage: Eukaryota; Metazoa; Arthropoda; Insecta; Coleoptera; Chrysomelidae
Gene: dmpd
Product: F-box only protein 28
Exons: 6
Coding region: 339-1796 (485 amino acids)
Biological process (GO): positive regulation of DNA-templated transcription
Cellular component (GO): nucleus
Molecular function (GO): transcription coactivator activity; protein binding
Source: RefSeq, a predicted model, not a curated record
CACGCAUGCGUGUACAAUGAUGGACAAAAUAAUUAUCCGUUCAUUCUUGCAAUGAAAACUUCGUCGUUUGCUUCUUCGAAAUUCGUUAAUUUUGGUAAUUUUUUUCAUUAUUAAACAAUAUUUCAACAUUCUGUUCUAUAAUCUUCUAUUUUAAAUUACUCUAAAGACAAUCGGAACGCAAGAAGUAAUGAAUUGAAAACUGUGGGAUCCUAACUAAGUGCUGAACUUCAUAACAGAAAAUUCAGGAAAGUUCGUCGAAAAAAUGUCUCACUCAAAUAAACUUUAAAAUGUGUUAAUUGAUUGCAUAACAAAUUUGAAGUUAUCAAAAGUCUAGAACAAUGGUUUCUACAAGGCAAAUGACAAUAGGGAACAAUGGGACUGGUGAUGGAAGCCAGUCUCCCAGUGAAGGGCCUGCAAAAUUCACUAGAAACAGUACCAGUACCACAACUACUGUUACUGCGGGGUGCAGUAGUACUGUGCAAUAUAGCAGGGCUCCUACAUUACCAGUGCAAUCAAAAUUUAUUAACAUUCUUGACUUACCCCAAGAAGUCUUAGAGAAGAUAUUUAGCUACUUAAAAUUUAAGAAUAUAUGCCAGCUAAGACUGGUUUCCCGUACUAUAAACCGCGUAUGCGGACAGAUUCUUAAUUCAAACUUUCUACGUUAUCAAAAUCAAAUGCUUCAACGAUUUCAAGAGAUCAAAGCAAAAAUGCCUCGGAGAGAAUCGGCCAGACGUAGUCAUUUUCUUGCCUGCGAAAGCGAUAUUAUAGAAACUCUACAUAUGCGAUUGACACUUCUGCAAAUGACCUUUGGAAAGCAUAUCGAAAGAAAACAUUGCUGUUUCUUUCCUGGCGAAAUUUUAGACGAAGUCAACGAUAUUCUGCAUUAUAUCAAAGUCACUCCCAAGCUGGACUUGCCUUACAAAGUAACCGAUGAAAUGUUUGACUUAUCUACGAUGGCCAUGGAGUAUUUUAAGGAGAAGAUCGAGCCCAAUUUGCCAGAAAUUGCUUACUUCAGUUCAGACUUCUUGAACUUUUCCGACAGAUUUUCAAACUCUUCAUCCUUGCUGGUAGAAACGUCAAAAGAUAGUGGACACGCAUCCACUGAUGAACUAGAGAGUGGAGAGGACAUGGUGGAAACUAUUCCGCAGUCGAAUAUGGUCCUGCGAAAACGCAUUCGCAAGAUCAAGCAGGGCAUGAAACGAUACAAUAAUCAACUCAGUUUGUUGCGACAAGAUCUAAGAUCUUGCAAGAAGAAAACAUCCGAUCAACAGAAACAAAUAACUGAACAACAGAAACAGCUGGCUGAUCAACAGAAACAGACCUUAGAAUAUGCUACCCGUUUAGACGAAUAUGACAAAAAGAAUGAAGAGAUUUCACGGAAAUUUAGCACACUACUCCAAGAGCUGAAUAAAUGCAAGACAGAGUUGCAGUAUUGGAGGUGCAGGUCUCCAACAACUCCGCCAUUCUGUAACACAUGCGGCAAUGCUAUUGCUCCUCAACCAGAGGAAUUGCAAGCUCUUAUGAACCAAGGUGUUAAUCCGGAGGGAUUAGGUUUAGCCGUAGAACCAAUUUCUGACUUAGUAAACUUGGAAAGUUUAGAAGUCUCUAAAGUGGUCGAAGAAGAUUUAAAAAUUUUAGAAAAGAAGUUAGCUCCGUUGGACCAACCGAGCACUUCUGUAGAGACGCUUCCCGUCAAGGUGAAAAGAAAAGUCGACGACGAAGUAAUGGACGAGCAGCCAAAAAAGAAGACGAGGCGGUUCGCCAAGAUACGCAACAAACGCAGUGCAAAGGUUUAAAUAGGUUAAUCUUCACAUUUAUUUUCGUUAGAGGGCAUACAUUUAUGGAAUAUGCUUCAUUAUCGUAGUUGAUGUGUAGCAGACCAGUUGUGAAACAAAAAAUAUAGAUUAGAGAGUUUUAGAAGUUAGGGUAAGUGAACAAUUGUUGCUUAAAGAACUAAGGCGCGGGGAUGUAAAGAAUUAAAUCAAAAUUUUUCUAUAUACGCACACUGUAUGAAUCAAAAGUUUGUAGAGGUUUGUAGUUUGACAUUUUUAGUUCAUUGGCGAUGAGUUUAUCAUAAGAUAAUCUAUUUUCUAAAAACUUAUUUAUAAUUUCUUAGCAAUAAAAUUGUUUGACGUACUAAUAUAAGCAAUCAUAUUGAUUCAAGUUCAACUUACAGACGUUGGGAAGAAAGUUCUGGCGUUUUCGAGGAUUACCAAUUCGUUCUUAUUCUAAUAGUCCAAGAGGCAGCGCUGAAAAAUCUCUUUGAAUUUAGUAAAGCUAGAUUUUUUACAGUUGAUUACUGUGAUUGUGUAGAGAAACAUACUGCGGUCGGUCAAGCGAAACGUAGAACAGGGGUUACUAAGAGGGUAUCAAAGUUGCUUUCCUACGAAAGUAAUUAAAUUCAUUUACUAAGGCUGAAAAUCGGUACACACAUUCUAAACUGAAUAUAAAUAAAAGUUAUUAUAGUCGGUCAGCUGUAUGACGGGACAGAGCCGGUCGGUCGGCCCCAAUGAAUGUACAGGGUUAUUCACUAUAUUUUGACCUCCUUGUAAACUGCUUUAUUUACAGAAUUAGAAAAAAAUGUAAAGUACAAAAGUUAUUCGAUUUUUAAAUUAUGGUUUUUUGACAUAUAUAUCGUACUAGUGACGUCAUCCAUUUGGGCGUGAUGACGCAAUAGACUAUUUUUUAAAGGGGAAUAGGAGUCGAGUGCUAGCUCAUUUGAAAGGUUAUUCAAUUCACUAUUCAGUAAUAUAAACAUUAACAUGAAUAAUUAUACAGGGUGUCCAAAAAAUUUUUUUUAAUUAAAUUAAUUGUUUAAUUAAUAAUUCAAAUUUUUUUUAGACACCCUGUAUAAAUAAUGAUCUUAAUGUUUAUAGUACUGUAUAGAGAAUUGAAUAACCUUUCAAAUGAGCUAGCACUCGACCCCUAUUCCCCUUUAAAAAUAUAGUCGAUUACGUCAUCACGCUCAGAUGGAUGACGUCACUAGUACGAUAUAUGUCAAAAAAUCAUAAUUAGAAAAUCGAAUAACUUUUGUAUUUCACAUUUUUUCUAAAUCUAUAAUAACUUUUAUUUAUAUUCAAUUUAGAAUGUGUGUACUUGAUGUUUUCAGCCUUAGUAAAUGGAUUUAAUUACUUUCGUAGGAAAGCAACUUUAAUACCCUCUUAGUAACCCCUGUUCUACGUUUCGCUUUACCGACCGCAGUAUGUUUCUCUACACAAUCACAGUAAUCAACUCUAUAAAGGUGCCUAUCUUCUAAAGAUGUUGGCGACCACAUUGACCCAUCUUAUUCUAUUCACAGCAGCUCGAAAUAGAUCAAUUGACGUUAGACCUGUCCACUUCCUAAGAUAUGUCACCCAGGAUAUACGUCUACGUCCAGGGGCUCUCUUGCCCUCAAUCUUGCCGUGUAGAAUCCACUGUAGAGGUCAGCAUUUAUUAUUACGCAUAAUGUGACCGAAGUAAGCCAAUUUUAUGUUCUUUACAGUGUUAAUAAUUUCUGUGUCUUUUCUUAGCCUCUGGAGAAUAGUUUUGUUAAUUAUUGUGUGGUGUAUAUAUGAGACCCUCAACAUAAGUCGGUAGCACCACAUUUCAAAUGCCUCUAAUCGUUUUAUGGCAUCUUCUGGCAUUGUAUCGGAGGCGGCAAACACUUUUCGGAGACAUCGAAGUGACUCCAAAUAUAUAUGGCACCCACCCACUAAACUUGUACAAGCUGGUACAUGGUUCCAGAAUUAUGGAAUGGGUUUCAUAAACGAAUGGAAGAUGUACAAUAAGCCAAGUUGGUGCAUUACAACCGGUUCACAACAGACGGCUUCCAGGAAAAAAAUGGCAUCUUCUGUAAGACUCCAGUUUUCUAUUCUGUAGAGAAGGACCAAUCUUCCUAAGAACAUUAAAAGAGCUUUUGACUUUUUCCAUUCGAGUUUUUAUUUCGUAGCUAUGAUCCAAGUAUCUUUAAUAUUGCAACCCAAAUAGCAUAUUUUCUACAAUCUUUCUAACGGUGUAUCGCUUAUUGUAAUUUGGGCGUUUACGGUUGUGUUCUUACUAAUGAUCAUUAUUUUUGUCUUCUUACAAUUUAGUUUUAGACCGUAUUUGUUACAUGUUUCCAUCUUUAAUGUUACAGUAUCCAUCAUCGUUUGGAGUUCCUGCGGACUAUCUGCUAGCAAUACUGUAUCGUCUGCAUAUCUAAUAUUGUUUAUAAGUUGGCCAUUUAUUACAAUACCAUCUUCUGAUUCGUCCAAGGCCUCUCUAAAGAUGUUUUCAGAGUACAGUGGUACCUGGAUAAGUCGGAUUAAUCGGGACCGCGGCCGAUCCGGGUUAGACGGAGAAUAUGGUAAAAAGUAAUAAAACACUGCAUACUAACAGGUAAACUUCAUUAUAAUUGCGAAAACAUGAAAUACGUAUGGACAAUAGAUCUAAAUUACGUACAGUUGUAUACAGUAUUGUUCAUUUCUUGGUAAAAACUCAGUCAAACUGAAAAAAUGUUUGUUUUGUCUGAUGAAAAUCGGUCCGGGUUAUCGGAGGCCGACUUAUCGGGGUUCCCAUGUAUAUGUUAAAUAAUGCUAAUACCACCAAUUCGUUCUAAGCGAAGAAAACCUAAUAUUUUCCCGAUUUUGGUGUCAUUGUCAACUGUCAUAUGUCAUGGUUCAUCAAAUCUGUCACCUGUCAAGAUUUUGGGUGUAACAAACAUUGUCAUCAUAUUUUCUUUGGAGCGGGAACGUUUAAAAAAUCUAGUUUCACCGUGAAUCUCUGAGUUACAAUGUAAUUGAUAUCCAAGAUAAACAGUUUGAUCACCUUGCUCAAGUUUGGUACUGUUUACAUAUAUAGGUUUUGUGUUCUGUUGUUUAUUUAUUACGAGUAAUUUGAUUUUCUGUGUGUUCAGAUCCAGACCUGCUUCCUCACAGCUCUCAACGACACUCAAGUAAUGUUUGCAGAUCUUCUUGAGGAGAAACUUGGUGUACUGUGUCGUCCGCACAUUGCAAAUUAUUGAUGACUUAUUAUUGAAGAAUUAUUAGAAGAAUUAGAAGAAUUAUUAUUGAAGAAAUAUUGAAGACCAUUCACAAUUAUUCCUUCUUGUUUUUCAGAAAGUGCAUUUCUGAAAAUUCUUUUGGAGCUAACGUAAAAAGCAGGGGCGACAAGAGGCAUCCCUGCCGUACUUCUCGUUAAAUAUUAAUGUCUGUGAUUAUAAAACCGUUACUAAAACUGAGGUUGUUUGAUUCUCUUAGGUGUCGAUAAGAACUAUCAUUGAUUGGAAAAAAUGAACCACAAUAUAGUAGCGCGUUAUUAUGCUUUUACUAUUUUUUUAUGCAUCACAAUAAUUAGUGAUCGGAAAGAGAUAACGUGUGAUCCAAAAUUAUUGUCACCGUAGGUGGCUCUGAACGACAGAGAUAGCUAUACAGUGCAUGUCUAUUAUUAAUUCAGAUAUACGUUCCAGUUUACGUCAACUUUGACAGAUACUUGUCAGUGUACUGACAUCAUCAUAGUUAUUAACAUCUUAGUAGAUGUGUUGUGGUUCAUAAUUGGGCUUCAGCAGCUCGGACAGUUUGAUUGAUAAUAUUUCUCCACUGGUCGCGGUCAUCAGUUACAUGUAUUGCCUCAGUAUACUGUUUGUUGAGAAGCUUUUUAGUAAUGUCCGCCCAUCGCUGUGGAGAUCUUCCGCGUUGGCGUUGAGUCUGAGGCCUUCCUUGGACCACCAACCGCUCCAUUUUGUGAUCACUCCGAUGGAUAUGACCAAAGAACUUUAAAAUUCUAGAGUAAACGGUACUGGAGAGGCGCUGAUCCGGUUUAAUUUCAUCCAGAACCGAGUCAUUUGUACGGCGAGCCGUCCAUGGAAUUCGAAGCAGGCGUCUCCAUGUCCACAUUUCAAAGGCGUCUAUACGUCGUCUAUCUGAUUCUUUGACUGUCCAUGUCUCGCAUGCAUAGUAAAAUAUGCAAAAGACCAGAGUUGAAACGAGUCUCUUUUUGUUUGUCAUAGUAAUGUGACGAUCACGCCAGACCCCGUUUAGUUCACUCAUUGCUGCUCUUGCUAGUUGAAUGCGUCUUCUAAUUUCGGGUUCACAACUGCCUGUGUUGUUAACUAGAGCUCCAAGAUUACCUCGCAUCCCGCAGUAGUUUGGGUUUCAGGAAAUUGUUGUUGGCGAUCAAUAACCAUGAUUUUGGUUUUGUUGUAGUUAACCAUGAGUCCAAAUUUAGCACUUUCUACCUCGAGUUUUUUUAAUAAUUCAAUAAUUUCUUCUGGAGUAGAGGCUAGAAGUGUAGUGUCGUCUGCGAAACGCAAGUUAGAUAUCUUAACACCACCUAGGUUUACUCCUCCCUCCCAACCAUCCAAGACUCUGCGCAUUAUGAACUCCGAAUAUAUGUUAAAUAAUAAGGGAGAUAAAACGCAUCCUUGGCGUACUCCCUUCUCCAAAGUGCAUUUGUCAGACAGGUAUCCGUCCAUUCGAAUAUAUGCCAGGUUAUCUUGGUACAGUUUGCUAAUAAGGUGAGUCAAGUGUUUAGGUACACCCAUUGUCGUCAAUAUGUUCCAUAGUUUGUCCCAUCUAACAUUAUCAAAGGCCUUUGUAUAAUCGACGAAACAUAUAAAUAUCGGGAUCUGGUAUUCUCUGGCUUUUUCUAUGAUGUUUCUUACAUUAAGGAUUUGUUCUCUAGUACCUCUGCCCUUUACAAAUCCAGCCUGCUCAGGUGCUAUUUGCCAACUCAUGAAGUUUUCUAGACUCCGUUGCAGUAUGUAGAGGAUCACCUUACUGGCGUGUGAUAUUAGAGCUAAUAGCCUGUAGUUGUUACAAUUAUUUGUUGAACCUUUCUUAUGAAGAGGUAUGAUUAUGGUCUUUCUCCAAUCCUCAGGCCAGAUGCCAUAUUUCAUUACACAAUCGAUGUAAUAUUUUCACUCCACAUUCCGGAAGAUGCUUCAAGACGUCUGCAGUAAUGAGAUCAUAUCCUGCUGCUUUGUUUAACUUAAGUAUUUUUAAAGCGAAUUCCACAUCGGAAAAAAGUAUGUCAGGUUCAGAUUCAAAACUAGUGUGGUGUGUCUCUGUUGAAGGAGAAUGGAAAGUGGAGGUCUGGCAGUCAGGUAGAAACGGGGUGUCCGCUGGCAUCUGGUCCGUAUUGGCGUAUAAAGACCUACAAUACGCCCUCCAAACAUCAAUAACCUUGUCCAAAUCCGUCUUUACAUUACCUUCAUCAUCUUUGAUAGACCAAGAUUUCUGCUUGAAUUUACGUGUGAGUAGUCUGACUUUAUCAAAGAGUUCUUUGGUGUUAUUUGUAUCGGCAUGUAGUUGAAUUUCUCUGCAGAUUUUCUCUAUAUGCUUGUUUUUGUCUCGUCUACAAGCAGCCUGAAUAGCUCUAGAUAGCUGUCGGUACUGGGAAUUCCUGAGAGGGUUCUCGAUUCCAGCAAUUUUAAGUUUUCUACGUUCUUCAACGAGGUCAAAAGUAUCUGCAGGCAUCCACACUUUUUUUGGUCCGGUUGAGACGGCAUUAGACUGUGCCUCGCAGUCAGCAAAGGGUUUUAUCAAGGUAUUUUUAAAAGAUAACCCAAUCUUUUCGGAAUCAUGAGUGGCAAUAGUUGGUAAAAUAUUUUCGAAUCUUUCAUUACAUUGGCUUUUAAAUUGUUGUGUAUCUUUUAUUUUUGAUAUCCUCUUGUUUCGGAUCCUAGCACAUGCAUUGAAUUUUUGCUUUAGCGUUGCAAAAAGAAGUUGGUGGUCAGAGCCGCAGUCAGCGCUAGGUCGUGUUUUACAUUGGCUAAUAGAUGUUUUCCAGCGAUGUUUAAUCAUUAUGUAAUCGAUUUGAUUUCGGUGUCGUCAGUGUACGUACGUUAACUUAAAAAACACUAUAAUUGAACAUAAAAAGUAGCAGAGGAAGCAAAAUUUUAACUUUAUACGAAUUAAAAGGUCUUGAAAUUGAGUAUCUUUUCAACGUGUUUUCAAUCUUUAUUCUUUGUUUGGAAAAUUGAUCAUAACAACACUGAAUAUAGCCGCAGUUGGCCGUGACGUCACACUCCGGCGGUCUUUCAGAUUAAAACAAGACAUGCGUAAUUUUUUGCACGGAUAGCUUUGAUCCCAAUAAUUGUGGAUCGCUCGUUACUUCUCCUAUUCUUUGGAAGACGCCAUUAAGCAAUAUUCCUGACAACAUGACACAUCACAACAGUAUAUGAACUGCAAUGUUUGCUUUCAAUGUCAGCUGUCAUAUGUCAUCUUUCACCAAUAACGUCGGUCAAGAUUAUGAAUGUAGCAUUCAUCGUCAAGAUAUUUCUUUUUAAAAGCAAUUUUUAGACGGUUUUGACUUGAAAUUAUCAAUAUGAUUAGUUUAUAAGCUAAAAACUUCACUGUUUGAAAGAAAUGAGCCAAAAUAUAAUAGACUUUUGAGUAUUAUUUCACAUGCAUCGCUGUAAUGAUUGACUGGAAGGAGAUACUUCGUCCUAAAGCUUCCAUUGUAGAUAUUAUGGAGUAUAAAAACAAGCACUUAAUCGAAAAAAAAAACCCUACAAACAUUUAUCAACGACCCUACCGACUUACUUCUUUAAGCUCCUAUUGUUAUGUGAUGUAGGGAUUUUGACUAAAAACAUCGGGAGACUGGUUCCUUGUGAAAAUUUUGCCCCCUCCCAUCCUUCCUCUCAUUUUUCUAGUUGUAGCUUAAUCCUCACGCACUGCAACUUUUUCGAAAGCCGCCACCUUUCAAAAGUAACGAAUGAUAUUCUUUUUGAAAAUUUGGGGAAGUCCAUUAUUACGUAGAUGCGGUUGGGCAACGAGCGGUUCUUAACAUGUAUAUCAAAGUACAAUGAAUCGAAUUUUGGUUCUGUUCUGCGUUUUAACAUAUUGCGUGCGCAUGGCUCCGAUCGGAGCCAGUGUGAUACUUUACUAUGUGCGCAUCACUGCGAUGGGAGCCAGUGUGAUACCUUACUAAUUGCGCAUGACUCCGAUUGGAGACAGAAUGUUAAUAAUUAUUUAAAUGAAUUGCACCAUUAACAUACCAGUUCGUUUUAAUGCUUUUUGCGUUUAUUAUAAUAUAAUUUUGGAAAUUUUUGCGAAUAAAUGUAGCUAGAAAACAAAUCUUCAAACGAAAUAUGAGUGAUUUGUUAGAAGACAUGAAUGUCCUGGUCUUAAUGCCUAAAAAUUGGUACUUCAGCUACAGUUUUGCACUAUAUUGGGACUCAUUAGAUAGUUGUAUGUUGGAGACAAACAAGGAGACAGAAAAGCAGGUCUUUCAACCCUUUCGUUCACGAAUUAAAUUUCUUUAAGCUAAAAGUCUGAAAUUUGCAACAAAGCAAGAAUGAUUUUUUGCAAAUUUUUGCUAUUAGUUUUACAUUUUCAAGAUGCACAGUUUGGUCACGAAAAGUUGUCCUCAUGUGAGCCAAUCGAGUAAAAAUAUUAGAUAUUUUUUUUUAAUACUGACAAAAAACAAAUAUUUUAUUCAAUAAGUAAUGUAUGGUAUCUGACAAAACAAUUUUUUUAUUUACUUAUGUAGAGAUGAACAUUGCGUUUGUCAUAUGUCAUUCGUGAUUUGUUAUAUUUGCCUAAAAAUUAUCUUUUCCGUUGACUCACAACGUACACAAACAAGUACAUGCUUUUCAGAAAAGCCGUGGUAGCGAAUUUUAAGCAAAACUGCUACAAACAAUAGUUUUUUAACAAAUUUCCCUCAUAAGUAACUAUAAAAACCUAUGGGUACAUAUAAUUCAAAAAAUUAAAUGUUUUGUUCAAAAGCCCUUAGAUGGCAGCACAGGUACUCAUUGGACGGAAAAGGAUGUCUAUAAUCAGGGGCAAUGUGUUACAAGAGUAAAAACACAUGGAGCUGCAUACAAAAAAAUAGAAUAGGUUGUCUUCAAUCGAGGACACGGUGUACGAAAGGGUUAACCUACUGAUGGUCUGAUGGUGAACUUUAAUAUAGAGCGAAACAUGUCCGGGAGUCCAAUUUUUUUACAGAAAGAGCAGACCGCUGCUCUUUAUAAGCAAAUUAUCUCUGGAAAAGGUAUUGUUGGUUGUAGCAUCAAAUUAACCAGGCAAGUUUAUGACUUGCGUCUUUUUUAUUUUUGACUAUAUCAGUUUUUUCUUUCUGCACUUAAAAUUUUUGUAAAGUUUAAGAAAAAAAAUAGUUCUUCCUGGGAGUCUGACCUCGAUUUUGUCUUAUUUGUCUUUGUCUCUAAUGGUAAGGAUAAUCUCGGGCAUCAGAGAAGAUGUGGAAACUUUUUUUUCACUUCAUUUCAGUUGAAGCUGUCACAAGUGCUCCUGACGAGAGGUGAAUACUUCGAAACACAAGUAGAGCAAUGGUGUAGCUUGAAUUGAAAAGAAAUGCAAUCGUGUACUUUCUUGUUAGAAUGCCACUAAGAAAAAUUGAUAACUACAAUAAUCAACUUUAACAUAAAAAUGUCGUGGUGAGAGUUUGUCCUUUCAGAGCAUGAUCGCUGGGGGCCAGAUCUGGACUAUACGGUGGGUGUGGAAGCAAUUCAAAGCCCAAUCGUAUAUUUUAUCCAUCGUUUUCAUCAAAUUGUGACACAGUGCAUUGUCUUGGUGAAGCAACAAUUUUUUCUUCAACAAAAUUUGUUGUGUCAAAAUUUGUCAUUUAAUGAGGCCCCAUUCUUUGCGAUUUCGGUCUUCAAACGCUCCAAUAAACCAAUACAGUAGUCACUGUUGAUUGUUUCAAGUAGCAAUAACAAUAAUUCCUUGUUUGUUGUAUAUUUGGACGGCUUUUUCCGGGUGUUGUCCACUCAGAUGACUGCCAAUUUCAUUCCGGAGUGAACUGGUGGAUCCACGCUUCAUCCAUUGUGACUUAUUCCGAUUAAACAUGUCCAAACAGUACAUGAUUCCUCAAUUCUUUGCUGUUUUUGGUCUGGUGUGAGAAAACGCGACACCCAUUUGGAAAACAGAUUUCUCAUACCCAAUGUUCAUGUAUAAUAGUCAAAAAGCUCUCCUUUUUUAUUUGUAGAGUGUCAGCUAUCUCUUUCAACCUCAUUUUGCGAUAUUUCAUAAUAUUUUUCCCCGUUUUUUCGAUUUUUUCGGGAAUAACUGCCCCAUUUGGCCCUCCACAGCGCCCAUCAUUAUUGUUGUCUGUACUUCCCCGUUUUAAUUCAGCAAAUCAUCGUUUAAUGGUUAUACUCGAAGAGCAAGAGUCCCGCUGACAUUUGUUGAUCCAUUGCUCAGUUUGGACAGUAUUCUUCCCAUCAAAUAACAAGGAUAAACCCAUGAAAUUGUUUUGAAUCCAUUGUUUAGAAAAAUCAUAAAAGUAGAGCCACUUCAAGCCCUGGUCAGGAAUGCGUAUGUCAGGAAAUUUUGACAGUAUGCUUUUGAUGGUUAGGACUGCCGAAAUGUCAUACGGAAAAUUUAUUAAAGACGCCAUCUCAUGGUUAGACCCGAGACUUAUUGACCGACAUAUUAAAAACGUCCACAUUGUACUAAAUUGCUCUCUAGAAUCCUAGUUACUGCAAGUUUUUUUUUUAGUGUGUUUACAGGCCAUUUAGGCCCAGAACUUUGUUGUUCUUUUCCAUAGCUUUUUGUUAUUUGUCAACUUCUUCCAGUCUGUUAUUCCUUUUUCCUUUAGGUAUUCUACUACCGCCUCUCCAUCGCUUUCGUGGUCUUCCUCUCUUUCUUUUAUAAUCUGGUACUCUCCAUGCUAUUUUCUUGACCACUCUGUCAUCGUUCAUUCUUUCUAUAUGGCCCAGCCACUGCAGCCUUCUUGAUUUUAUGUCGCUAUCUACUUGUGGUUAUUUGUAAAUAUUAUAAACUUCCUCAUUUGUCCUUCUUAUAUACCCUUCCUCUGUUCUCUUCCCACCUAAUAUACUUCUCAGUAUUUUCCUUUUCCAUCUUCUUACUGUUUCUUUUGUUGUUUGGUUGAGUAUCCAUGUCUCACAUCCGUAUAUCGCUGUUGACCUUAUUAUAGUCUUGUAAAUCCUGAAUUUUGCAUUCCAUGACAGCUGUUUUGAUCUUCGUAAAUAAUUCAUGGCUCCCGCGGAUCGAUUGGCUUUACUUAAUCUGGCAUACAGUUUUUUUCAUUUCUUCACACUUGUUUGUUAUCCUUGCUCAUAGAUAAAUAUAUUCGUCUAUUUCCUCAAACUUAAACUCUCCUAAUUGUGUGCUUACAUUGAAUUUUGUUCCAUCUCUCCUUUCUCUUUCUUACUAAUAAUACAGAAAAUUCAGAUAAAAGAAAAUGAACUAAAAGAACUAUUCUCUUAAAACCAUAAACGGUUAGCCCCACGUUGGGCGCCAUUGAAACAAAUAAAAGAUGAACUUCUGUUGGAGUGAAAGUAAAGAGAAAGAUAAACUCCAACAGAAGUAAGGAAAACAUGCAGGAAGAGAUAUAAGUUAAUGGGACAAAAAUGAAAAUAGAUGGGAUCUAGAGAAGAGAGUGAAGUGGCUUCUACGUUAAGAAGCCGCUGUAGGAAAAAUACUACUUUCCAGUAGUAUUAGUGGAGGAAAGUGAAAGGAUGUAGAAGUGAAGAGAAGGGGAUAUUAAAUAGAAUUGGCUAGCAAGAGAACAACUUGACACUCAAGGAUGGAUACGGCUUGUUUGCAUGCCUGUCGAAGAACAGUAGCUCUAAGUAGAUAAUAAUGAUGACUAAAAGGUGAAAUAAGAAAAUAAUAAUAAUGUACUGAAAAUUAAUGAAGAUGAAUAAUUGCUAAAGACGAACAAAAUAAAUAAAACUAACAAAUCAUGGGCGCCAAGAAAAUGAUCUUUGAUCACUCUCCCAGGUAUCUUACACUGCGGUCAAAUAUUAAAUAUAUUAAAUAUAUAGGUAAAUGUAAAUAUAAAGGAAAUAAGAAUAAAUGAUGUGCAAAAUAAAUAAACAUUUAUUAAAAUUAACUACCAGAGUUUUAACAAUCUCUGAGUUAGACCAAAUUGAAUAUAAUGUGACUUUAAAAUGACAAAGUUAUACAAAAGUUAUACAUGACAAAAGUUAUAUCUAAGAUAACAACAAUAAUGUUACCUGUUACAAAAUUUACAUAAGUACCUCUUAUUUACAUAUAGGGUACAACUCGCAUGAGAUUUCUACCAAAUGGUUAUAGUACGCCUGCUACGUACAACUAAAUUAAAACCGACAAAUAUUAAAAGUAAUAUAAAUAAAUAGGCACAAGCCUGACGAAGAGAAAAUACAAUAAUGAAUUAAACAAAUUAAUGAAUAAAAGUGAUAGAAAUGAAGUUAAGAUAAAUACCGAAACGACUAUUUAACCGAACAAAUGAAGUAAAGCGAAUAGAACAACGAAAUAUCUGGGAAACGAGCUACUAAUAUUACAAAAUAAAUAUCAAACCAAUAAUAAAAUAUAAAAACAUAGUUUUCUAGGCCUGAUUACCUUGUGCACACAAGUAACUUACCAUAGAUCGUAAAUAAGUUUGGGAACCUAAUACAAUAGUAUACAAAUAUGUCAUAAAAAAACAGAGGUAAACUAAAUCUGGAAAAAAAAUUAAUUAACAUAGUGCAUUAAACCGAGAGUCUGAAAUAUAAACACUAUAGUUACUCAAAUCCACAAACUUUAAAUGUUCCCAAACCAAUCCCUUUAUCGAAAGAUUUCAAGGUAAAGUCUGAUGCUGCAAUCCAUAAAAUUUACACCAGAGGAGGUGCUAAACCAUGUUUCCUGUAGGUACAGGUGGAAAGAUGACAAAAAUGGGACUGGAAUGUCCCAUCACUUGCUCCCAAAUCGACAUACUCCCAAUGGUGACUUGGCUGCGGCUGUCUCAGGGCUUCUCAAGAUGUUUUAAGGGCUAUGACUUGGUAUAUUUCUUCCAAAUGGCUAAAAACAUAUCCUUCGUUUUAUUUCUCAUAUAAACCGGUGAGCAAAAAGUAAAGAGAAGAAGAAAUAAGUAGAUGAGAAAAACCUUUUUAGAAGAAAUAUGUAAUACAGAAAAAGCAGCCAUUAAAUGGAGCAAAAAACUAAUCUCAGGUAACCUUGAACUAUUUUGGGUGUGAAGAUAUGAACAAAUAAUGACAUUGAAUUUGAAAUUUGAAUAUGAGUUAUCUGAGGGAAUAUAUUUGUAAAAAUAUAUUGAAUUUAUAAAAAUAUUGGAUGUUCAAUAAAUUUAAAACCUACAGAGAAAUGAUAAGUAUUUCCAAUAUUAAUUAAGAAUUGCAUAUGUUUGGUUAUGUCUAACCAAAAAAUAUAUUAAUAUAUAAUUUUCCUUAAGUGAAUAUUUAAUAAUCGAAAUAAUCUACAUAAAAUCCAAAUAAUGAGUUGACUAAGAAAUUUAACAAUGAACCUAAUAUAUCAAAUGUUCCAUCACAAAAAAAAACCAGGCUAUAUAUAAAAAAAUUAUGAAAAAAUAAAUAUUUUACCGAGUGAUUCUUAUCCAGAUUCCAUUUGUGUUUUACACUUCUCUCCUUUCUCCAAAACAACAAUUGGUAAUAACUACUUUUCACUCAAACUGGAGAUGUUAAAUAUAAAUAAUUUAGUUGAAAUUAUUAACCCACCAUUUCGUCGAGACAGCCAACAGCCAAGUGGCGAACGAGAUGCGUUUCUCUGCCAAGGUCAACGUCAAAUUCUCUCAGAACACGAAAUAAUUCUCAAUAGGUGGCGUAUAUAGAACGUUCCAUCACCGAGGUAUGACGUCACGUAAGUAGUCCUUUACGAGAAAGUUACAGAAAUUAAUUAAGUGAUCAAAAGAAAAUAAUUAAAAAAAUAAUUAAAGCGCUAAAAUGAUAUUAUAACGGGUGGACUUGCUUUUAUUUUGAUUUAUUUGUAGACCCAACUUAUACGAUUCAUUUACUAAUUUUUCUGUUAUCUCUUUCAGGAUCUUUUCACUCGUCGCUACAAUUGCCACAUCAUCUGCAUAUCCCACUAAUUGAUGACUCUUGUACAAUAUGUGCCCAUUUCUAUUUCAGUUGCUAUUCCUAAUGAGUUUUUCUAAAGGCGCCAUCUCAUGGUUAGACCCAGGUCUUAUUGACUGACGUAUUAAAAACGUCCACAUUGUACUAAAUUGCUCUCUAUAGAGCGUUUCACGUUCAUUAGGGAUAGUCUCAUGUAUUUCUUAUGGACGAUAGAAGCGCAUCGAUGCCACGCCGUACUGACUAGAAUGAAUCGUAUAUCGGCAGUCGAGUAUCCACCCGUGUGCGAGAGCUUUGGCAACGCUGGUCUCCGUAAGCGUAACGUUAUAUUCUUAACGUAAAACAAAGUAUAGAAUCGCAGUUACUGCAAGUAUUGCAUAUAAUUCGAUGCUGAGUACUUUGAUAUAUAACCAGUGUUUGAUAUUCAUCAACUGCAUGCAAUUUUCAAUUAAAAUCCCCAAAUUUAAGAUGCGGAAUAUCGUCACAUUUGACGUAGAAAGUACAAUAAUAAAUAAUCAGCUUUAAGAAAAUAUUGCAAUCACUGUCUAUUGUAUAUUGUCGAUAUCCACUGUAUAUUUUAUAAAACACUAACAUUUCGAAUAAAGACAGAAUGUUGCUGAAAUCUUAAGUGGUGUAAAAUGACAGCGGAUAUGUCCCAAGUGUCCAUAUUUUUGUAGCCAACACAAAAUGAUGUGUCUAGACACAAACUAUGUUAUCUCAUUCAAGUUUUAAUGAAUUUUGUUGUAGAUGAGUUGACGGACAAUAUUUUCAGGAAAAGGGGAAUUUAUUAAAAAGGAUAAAAUAUAGUAGGUGUAACAAAUUUAUUGCCUUAUGAUUGGCAUAAGGUGAUUGAGGUACCUACGAAUGAUAAUUUUGGAUACAGUGCAAAUAUUCCUUGUACAGAGUGAAUCAACGAUGCGAUAAAGGAACUUAAUGUAUACAGAUCAAAUUUCCUUUCAAUGACAUAUUAUUAUGGCUAGUAAAUUAUUAUGCAUUAAAAAAUGUAUAUGCAUUCUUCUAACUAUACCUCACUGAAUUUUCUUAAACCUUUCUUGAUAUUCAGCAUUGCUUAAUAUAAUUUCAUUGGAUUUUUUUAUUACACAAGGUAUCAUUCGAGUUCUUCCAUUUACCAUCUUAUUUGUAGUGGUAACUCCAGUUUCCAGUGAACGUUGUUAUUAAAAAGAAAGGCUAGUAUCUACGGGGUGGCCAGAAACUCCCUUUACACUAAUUAAUUGUUUUUGUUAUACUGCACAGGGAAGAAAUAACAGAUUUGUUUGUGAGUUAUUUAUUAAUUAUUUAUUUAUUCAAAACAACGGUGUGCAUACCUCUAUUGUCGCAAUACAGCUUGAUACGACGCCAUGUUCGUAUGUUCAUGCGUCUCAUGAUCGGAGUAACAGAUGUAAAAGUUUGGCGAACUCCGUUUUGCAUGCCCUCAUUCGAAACAUCUCUGCGUUUUCUAACCUCCCUUCUAAUGAAACCCCAUAGUGCAUUUUCAGGCAUAGUCAAAUCUGGACUUCUUAGAUCUGUAGAGCUGGUCAUCAUCAUCAUCAUCAUUCUCUUUGCCUUAUCCCUAUGCAGUACCAACAUGUCCUGCCUUAUCGUCUCCCCCCAGGUCUUCUUUGGUCUUCCUCUCCUACUCCUUCCAGGAAUCUGCACUUCAGCUAUUCUUCCUAUUGGGUGAUUAACGUCUCGCCGUUGAACAUGACCAAACCAUCUUAACCUAUGGUCUCUCAUUUUGGCAUCAAUUGGUGCCACACCUAGACUUCCCCUAAUAUACUCAUUUCUAAUUUUAUCCUUUGUCACUCCACUCAUCCAUCUAAGCAUUCUCAUUUCCGCCACAUGCAUUCGUUGUUCCUCUUUCUUUUUCACUGCCCAACAUUCAGUUCCGUACAUCAUAGCCGGUCUUAUGGCUGUUUUAUAGAAUUUUCCUUUCAGCUUCAUUGGAACUUUUCUGUCACACAACACACCACUCGCUUCUUUGCACUUCAUCCAUCCAACCCUAAUUCUACUGCAUGCAUCUCCAUCUAUUUCUCCAUUACUCUGUAAUACCGAUCCUAGUUACUUAAAACUAUUGCUUUUCAAAAUCAUUUCACCAUCCAAAGAUACCAUUUUAUUUGUAGUAGCUCCAUCUUUAAAUGAACAUUCCAAAUACUCUGUUUUUGUCCUACUAAGUUUUAAACCUUUUUCCUCCAGAGCUUGUCUCCAAUGUUCCAGUUUUUGUUCUAAGUCUCUUUCACUAUUUCCUACUAACACGACAUCACCAGCAUCAUCAUCUGUAGAGCUGGUAUAGCUUAAAUAAGUCUAUAUUCUCUCUACUAUGGUCAUAAAUUAGAUAUGACAAGCAUAUUGUUCAAAAUAGUCGCUGUGGAACAAUAGUAUACAGAGGAGAGCAUACUCAUCUAUAGCUUAUUUCGAUCCAUAAGCUUGUGCUUGUAUAAUAUCAAAAACGUACUAAGACAGGAACCAAGAGAGCAAAAAAUUGAAAAGAGAAAACUGAAUUGGUUUGGACAUAUAACUAAAAUGAACGAGAAGAGACUAGUAAAGAAGGUGACAGAUGCCAAAAGACAGGGGAGAAGAAGAAGGGGUAGACCUAGAAAGGGGUGGAUGAAACAAACCCAGGAAAUCGUGACCAAGAGAGGGAAAAUAGUGCAACAGAUCAAUGGCAAGAGACCGGAAGGUGUGGAAAAAUAUGGAAAGAUGGAUAGAUGAUAGCAAAGUCCGACGCUCUUAUUGAGCAUAAGGACAACGAGAAGAAGCUUUUAUAACAAUUAAAAAUGUCGUCCAUCUACCCAAAAAUCUUCUACAUCCGAAAACGUGUUCAUAUACAAUGCCUCACAUGUUCAAAAAUACAUCUCAUUGUGAAAUACCCCGUAGAUACUUACAUACGUUUAAAAUGUGCUUAUUUGCUAACAACAAUAUAUAUCAAAAAAAGUUCUUUAACUUCCCUUAAAAAGUUGUCUAAAUCUAAAAAUUCCUUUAAUUCUUACACAGUAUUAAAAACAAUCAGUAGUGACACUCUCGCCGGCGCCAUUGAAGUUUUUGAAAUCUCGUUUUGUAGAGGCAGCCAUCUUGUUAUCUGUCAUAUGAGGUAAAAAGUUACGACCGGACUGGCUCAAUGAAAAAUCUUUCUGGUAAAUUACUAAAUACCCUAUUGUAGGACUUACGCCCGGUUUCAUAAUCAACUUAAAGUGAACAUUAACUAAAGUUCACUUUAACGUUGACAUUUACCCAUAUGAAUUGCAUUGAUAAAGGUACCAACUUAAAAUUUAAAGUCCACAUUAACUGAUUAUGAAACCGAGAGUUAGGGUUAGAAAUAUUGGACGAAUUAAAUAGGUCAAAUAAAUUAUCAAAUCUUUGAAUGAUCUCAGUAGUUCCAACAGCUUCAAGAGGCAGCAUAUUAAAACGAAUGUACAAGGUUAAACCAGCAGCAAUUGUGCUACUACGCACCUGAGUUGAUAGUCAAAUCUUCAAGAUUGAAAGUAUGCAGAACUGGUAUGGAAAGUGUCAAUACUGUUUGUUAUAAAUACUGGGUUGCGUUGAGAGCUGAAAUACUUUUGUUAUAUACAGGGUGAGUGAUGAGGAACGCACCAAACUUGAAGACUGUAUAAUAUACGUAAUAAUAACAAUUAAAAAUAACUCAUAUGUUGUUAUUCGAUUUUCAUUUGUUUCCAAGAUACGGGGUGUUAAAAUUUUUCUUACAAGCUGACGAUUUAUUUUAUUGCUUUAAAACCGGGUAAGAUAUGCCAAUGAAAUUUGGCGGGUUUUAAGCCGUAGUUAUUGCGCAAUUUUUGACAUACAAGUAAGAAUUUUAUAUUCACCAUUGGCGCGCCUACGCGUAUAGUCUGAAAUUUUUUAAAGAUAAAAAUGGUACGCCACUGAUAUAUUUCAAAUAAAAAAUCGUUUUUGAAUUCAAUAGAAAAAUAUACGGUUUCGUUUUGAUUCGAAUCUGUCUCCUGCCAUCCCCCGAUAGCGCUAUUUCUAGGUCUACCUGUUGUCAUGUUUUUGAAUUCCUCGUUCAAUUUGUGACCAAAAAUCUAUCUUCCCUUUUUUUUCAUGCGACGCGAAGCUUCGUUUUCAUGCGAAAAAUAAAAAAUAUUAACGCUUACAAAGUUUUCGAGGAAGUUUCUAUAUGAAUGUGUAGAAACUUAUUUCGAAUACUUUGUAAGCGUUAAGAUAUUUUAUUUUUUGCAUGAAAACGAAGCGUCGUAUGAACAAACGGUAAGAUAGAUUGUUAGAAAUUGAACAGGAAAUUCAAAAAUAAUUUUUAAUUUGAAAUAUCUCAGUGGCGUACUAUUGUUUUUUUCUUUAAAAAAUUUCAGACCAUUACCGGUACGCGCGCCAAUAGUGAAUAUAAAGUUCUCAAUUGUGUGUCAAAAAAUGCGCAAUAACUAUGUCUUAAAAACCACCAAAUUUCAUUUGCACACCUCAACCGGUUUUAGAGCAAUCAAUAAAUCGUCAGUUUGUAAGAAAAAUAACACCCCGUAUCUCGGAAACAAAUGAAGAUCGAAUAACAACAGUUAUUUUUAAUUAUUAUUACGUAUAUUAUACAGUCUGAAAGUUUGGUGCGUUUCUCCCCGCUCACCCUGUAUACUGGGAUGCUUAUCUGUGGAUAUGGAAGUUAUUUUAUGGUAUUGUUGGCUCACCCUGUAUGUUCUUUUGAAGAUAUUGUUUACGAUAUGAUAAUUUCGGUACCUAAUUUAGUUGUAAUAUAAAUUAAAUUUUUUUACGAUCAUAACCAAGGUAGAGUUUAAGUGAAUUUAUAGUUUAUUUCAUAUAUGUUAAAUUUUUAAUGAUAAUUUCUUCAUCUGUUAGAUUUUAAAACGAAAAAUCGACUUGAAUUAACUCAUUCGCAAAAAGUUAGAAAAAACGUAAUUUUUCUCAUAAUUUUUAAUACAAAAAAUACAGUUUAUCCGAUCCCCUUUUUUAAAAGAAAAAUAGCGUUUAAAAAAUGGACAUUCUAAAAAAGAUUUUUAUAAAAUAUUUUUGUGAGAAAAAUUACUAAGGUUGAAGUUUCAUUUCAAUGAAGUGUCCUUUUGUUUAUUUUUAAUGAUUAGUAUAGGAGUGAUAGUAACUAUAAAAAAAGGAAAAAAAAUAUUAAAUUUUUGUCUAUUUUCAAAUUUAUUGUACUAUGUACUCUAUAUUUUAUUUACUUAAUAAAUUAUUUGUGUGACUUAUA